UUCACAGCGUUAACACACUUUUUCCAACACACAGGAAUUAAAGAAUUUUUUUUAUUUAGCAAUUCUACAACUUUCAAAAAGAAUAUUAGAAUUUUCAUCAAUAUCCAUUACAACAAUUCAAAAUGUUUACGGAUACAAAGAACUUGGCAAAUUUAACUGUCAACACCUCAAAUGCGGCAGCCAAACAAAUCAACACCCACUCAGCUGAAGAUGAAAAGUUUAAAUUGAAAAAGAUGUGGAAACCCAUAUUACGGUUAAUGUCGCGAAAAUCGGCUUUGGCGAAAAAUGGCAAACGUGACAAUAACAGCUCCAUACCAAACAAUGUAAAUCUCAACAAUGCCUCUCAAUAUAACAGUUCAAAUAAGGAUACUUUAGCAGCAUUAGAAGACAGCAGUAGCAGCAGUAUUCAAACACAUAAACUGCCUUUGGCGGAAUUUUGGCAAACCCAGCAGCAGCAACAACAGGAACACCCCACCUCACAACAACAGACUUCAACACAACCUUUGGAAUUUCUUAGAAAAGCUAGCAUAGAUAAAACUCCCUUGGAUACCUGUACGAAUUGUGUUUAUGGACGCAAUUGCCAACAUACACAAUUCCAUCAAACACAAACUAUGGAUAUAAAUCUCUCACCCUUCCACCAACACCCCCAUCAGCAACAAAAUUUCAAUUAUUUUGAUGCCGAAGAUGGUUGCUUCGUUUGGUCAGACAAUAUGGGAGAUAUCGAUGAAAAUGCUUUAAGAGAAUGGUUUUGGCAAAAUUCUUGGCAGUUUGCAGAAAAUGCAACCAUGUGUUGAAGAAAACCUACCAACCAAAUAAACAUCCUCCUCCACAUCAUCAUCCUACCUCAACUACAACUCUGUGUUGUUUUUAAUACAACCCUGUUAUACCAAAACACAGUGCUGCAUUUGAUGCUUUUUCUAUUUUUCUCUUAACGGAAAUAUCAAUAAGGAUCUCAAAACUUAAUGUUGCUCAAAAUGUUAGUGAAAUUUAUUUUUAUACAACCACCAAUCAUAUCCCAAACC
Lucilia sericata (common green bottle fly) is the source of this 1022-nucleotide messenger RNA. RefSeq names its product enhancer of split M2 protein (gene E(spl)m2-BFM). Bases 123 to 794 code for a protein of 223 amino acids. The transcript has a single exon. The record is from RefSeq and is a predicted model, not a curated record. Gene Ontology annotation, biological process: sensory organ development; Notch signaling pathway. Lineage: Eukaryota; Metazoa; Arthropoda; Insecta; Diptera; Calliphoridae.